Molecule: messenger RNA, 2041 nt
Organism: Sphaerulina musiva SO2202
Lineage: Eukaryota; Fungi; Ascomycota; Dothideomycetes; Mycosphaerellales; Mycosphaerellaceae
Product: phosphoglycerate mutase-like protein
Exons: 3
Coding region: 253-1785 (510 amino acids)
Biological process (GO): dephosphorylation
Molecular function (GO): phosphatase activity
Source: RefSeq, a predicted model, not a curated record
ACACUGCAAUCCAUCGGAAUAAUGUCCAUGGCUCGGCAAUCAUCAUCCUUAUCCAGCACCUCUUAGAUCGUUCCUGUUCCUGUUCCUGUUCCUGUUCUUGUCCUUGUUCUGUUGCUCUUGUUUCCCUUCCUCUCCUCUUCCUCCUCUGCUUCGUCGUUGACUACCGGCGAUUGUAUAUACAGAUCCAACAGUGUCCUAGAGAGGUACAGACAGACUACAGAGUGUGGACGGCAAGUCUACACCCACACUAUCAUGUUGUCCCUCCUGGCCCUCGGUGCCCUCGCGCCUACAGUAUGGGCUCAAUCCAGCGAAGAGACCAUUCUGGGUGUAUACAUGUUCCACCGCCACGGAGACAGAACUCCCAAAGCUCUCGCUCCAGCAAACUUGACCGAUCUCGGCUAUCUCCAAGUCUACGAAUCAGGACAAUACUACCGCAACCGCUACAUUGCCUCCAAUGCCACCGCCCGCAUCAAUGGCAUCAACGCCGACAUUGUCAAACAGAGCCAAAUCUCCGUUUCCGCCCCCGACGACACCGUUCUCAUGAACUCUGCCAUGGGUUUCUUACAAGCUCUCUACCCUCCCGUGGGCACCGCAUUGGGCUCCCAGACUCUGCGCAAUGGCAGAAAUGUCACCGCUCCCAUGAAUGGUUACCAGCUCAUUCCCGUGGAUUUGGUCGCUUCGGGUGCGGGCAGUGAAGAUAGUGGUUGGUUGCAAAGUACGAGUAAUUGUGCUCAAGCACAAAUUAGCUCGAAUGAGUAUUUUAUGAGUGAAGACUAUCUCUCGACAUUGGAUCGCACUCGAGAGUUUUAUACUUCGCUGGAACCAGUUGUCAAUGGCACUUUUUCGCCUGAUCAGUUGAGUUUUAAAAAUGCUUAUACCAUCUUCGACCUCAUCAACGUCGCCGAAAUCCACAACGCCACCAUCAACUCCUCUGACCUCCUCACCCCAGAAACUCUCUCGCAACUCCGCACCCUCGCCAAUGCCCACGAAUGGGGUCUAGCAUACAACGCCUCCUCCCCCACAGAUAUGCGAUCCAUCGCAGGCAAAACUCUCGCAGCGCAAAUCGUACAAUUCCUCAACACAACGAUUCCCAACAACGGAAACGGAAAAGGAAAAUCCAAAAUCGGAAUUCAAUUCGGCGCAUAUGCAACAUUUGCCUCAUUUUUCGGCCUGGCAAAUCUAUCUCUUGUGGAUGAAGAUUUUAUGGGAAUUGUCGAUUAUGCUUCCGCUAUGACUUUUGAAUUGUUUACGAAUUCUUCUUCUUCUACCUCUUCUACCUCUUCGCUGGGAGAAAAUGAAGAAGAGGACCUCUACAUCCGUUUCCUCUUCCACAACGGCACUUCUUCUUCGACGAGUGAACCUACGAUUUAUCCACUCUUUGGCACUCAACAAGAGACUAUCACGUGGAAAGAAUUUACGGCACAGAUGGAGAAAUUUGCGAUUGGGACGACGGAGGAAUGGUGUCUGGCUUGUGGGAAUUCUACGGGGAGUUGUGCUGCUUAUUCUUCAUCUUCCUCGUCCUCUUCAUCUUCCUCUUCAUCCUCUUCGAGUGGAAAUAGCGGAAACGGAAACGGACUCAGUCCAGCCGUCAAUGGUGUCAUUGGAGCCAUGGUAACUCUUGCUGUGAUUUUGGGUUUGGAGGCUUUGAUUUUGGGCUUGGGAGGCUUGAGGAUUGUGUCGAAGAAGAAGAUGAUGAACGAUAACCACGGGACGAAUGAAAUGGGUGGUGGGAGUGGUAAUGGAAGUGAUAGCGAGGUGGGAGGGAAUUUGAAAAGUGGAAUGUGAUUUUGAUGGAGGUGUGAGAUGUGAGAUGUGAGAUGUGAGAUGUGAGAUGUGAGAUGUGAGAUGGGAGAUGUGAGAUGUGACUGGAGAGAGCUACGUUAUGAAAAGAGGAAGAAAAAUGAAGAGUGAUGAAGAAUGAAGACGAUGAUGAUGACAACAGAUUGAUGAGAAAAGAUUAGAUUUCAUGAUUUUCUUCUUCUACAAACUUCCGUCAGUCUUGGCUAUACAAUAGUAUACAGUAACGAAAACCUCAUUAUUA